UGUAGAUAGCAACAGUGUCAACAUUUUUUUUUCUAUUUUCUAUCCAUUAAAAUGGAUAUUUUUGGGGCAGGUAGAAGGAGAUCCAAGCCUUCGUUUCUCGGCGGGAUAGACGAAGAAACUCCAGGGGAAGCUGUGAAACAAAAAGUGCUAGUUGACAGUAAGCGUGGAGACAGUCCUGAAGCAGGAGAUGCCAGCGAAAGAGAGAAACAGGACUAUGAGGUUAACAAUGACAGGAAAAAGGAUGACAGUAGUAGCAGUGACAGCAGUGAUGAUGAUUCAUCAGAGGACUUCGAUGAGCCAGAAGAAUGGCAUGAUGUAUAUACAGAGAACGCUAAACCACCCAGCGCUCUGACAAUAACACAUGUGAACCAGACCCAUGAACUACAGCAAUUUGCAAACAUUGAGGCGGCAGUAAAUGCAGAACACCAGAGCUCCGAUGAGUGGCUGAAAAGUCACAGUCUGGAAUACCUUAACCUGGAACUGAAGAACCUGGUUGACAGAGGGAAAGUGGGCAGACUUGAACCUGACCUCAAGACUGGCAAACCAAAGCAACACAUUCAGUUUGAUGCCUAUGAUGUGAAUGAGUUUGAAUACAAGCUGAAUCUGUCUAUUGAAUCAUUCACAAAGAGAAUAAAAUGGCUCCUGACUGGCAGUAAAAGGGUUUUUGGGAAUGUGAAGGGAGGAAGAGUGGUCGUGUGUGUGGACAGCUCUGAUGCGAACACCGGCUUCGGUCGCCUCACUGCAUUACAGGAGUCUCUCAUUCAUCUGAUAGACGAGCAAUUGCCCAGUAAGAAAGGCGUAUAUCUGAUGUCGUUCGGUACAGAUAUCGAUCCAUUAUGGCCUGUUGUAAGAGAUGUCAAUAUUCGAAUUAUCGAAGAGGCAAAGGACUGGGUGAUGCGUUUAAAACCAUCUGGUGGCUGCAACCUGCUCAAGGCUAUGAAACACAUCUACAAACUGAAAGAUGUGGACUCCAUAAUGCUCGUUCUUGGCAGUGUACCUGACCAGGUGUCGGACAUCCUGUGUGAUUAUAUCUACCAGAUGGGCGUUGGACGUUCAAUCCCUCUUCACUGUGUGGCUUACGAUUGCAGCAACCAACUCACAAAUGUCACCUUACGUAAUGUUGCUGAGGCUUCACAAGGGAGGUACCACUGUUACACGGCGAGCUGUGAGGAGCAAAUCUACACAGGCACAGAUAUCAGCGUGAUUCUGAAGGAGAUUCAGAAGGCUCAGGAUGUCAUCAACCGCAUCAAGGAGAUGAGGCAGGGCAUGAUGGGAAGUGCUCUCAUAUCAAUCAUGAAUGAGAUAUCAACUGAGGUUCAAAAAUUGCCACAGUCUCGAUUCUUACCUCGUCCACCAGGGCAUGAUAAGCCACUGAAAACUGAGAUGCCAAAGUUCCAGCCGAAAUCUUCCAUCGAGUGGAUCAAACAUCAUGGGCUUAAAGCCAAGCAGUUGGACCUCUAUCAAGUUCUUGCUCCAAAUGCGUACUCCUACAAAGAGGAAUUCAUCCCAGUUAUCAAAAAGGCUGUCCAGUCUCAAGUUCAUGAAAAAGCGAUGGUACAGUUCAAAUGGCAUGACGGUUCAGUGAAGAAUGUUCACGUUGACAUGACACAGUUAUUUGAAUAUCAGAAGCAUCUGGCAGCGACGGUCAGCACAUACGAGAGCAGGAUAGACUGGCUCGCUAGCGGCAGUCGGAGAAUCUUUGGAACAGUUUGUGAACGAAACGUGGUUAUUCUCGUAGACCUGUCCGUGUCGAACGUCAACUACCUCGUGCACAUACAACACUCAUUGAGACUGCUGAUGGAACAACAACUGGCCAACAAGGAUUACUUCAACAUCAUUGCGUUUGGAAGCGUGACGGUGGCAUGGAAGCCGACAAUGUGCAAACCAACCCUCGAAAACCUGCAGGAAGCAUGGAGGUGGGUAUUGGAUUUACAAUGUGGCGGAAGUCGGAACUUCUUGGACGCCUUCCGAAAGUGUGUGGAAAAUGAAGAAGAACGCUCACACAGUAUUCCUCCUGAGGGGGUUUACCUGUUUACAAGUGGUGUACCUGACCAGGACGUCAACGUUUGUCAAGCUUUUAUUGAAGAAAGCACAAGUGGCAGAAAUAUUCGUUUGCACACAAUCCUGUUCAACGUUGACGAUUACGAUGCCAAGGGCGCUAUCCCAGGACGUUACGCCAACAUAACAGGGACUGCCGAAUGUCUGAGAAACAUGGCUCACAGCAGUGGGGGACGAUUUCAUUGGAUAAGGGAGACAGGUAUCAUCGAAAGUGAUGACAUCCAAGUGAUCACGACAGAGGUGGAUAAGUGCCUGAACUUCUCGCGUAAAUGUCAGAUGCUGAUCGAUAACGUCAAGAAAAAGUACAGGGAUAGAUAUCACCGUGAGGAGACGUUACCCCUCCCAUCCCCCGAGCGAACCUCAAGGAAGGCCAAUGUAGCGUCAGAAUCUAGACCACUUGCUAUAAAGUUUGAGGCUGAGGACAUAGAGCAACAGGCCAUUGAAGCACCAAAAGUACGACAGAGACCAUCAAGCGCAAAGGGUCCAGGAGAAUCAAUGCUUCCCAUGAGAUCAAAAGCACGCCCAGCCUCUGCCCGUGACCCUCUGGAGCGUGUGCGUAAGAAGCGUGUUCUCAAGUCAAACUUCUUCCUGGACAGCGGGUCAAAGCCCCAGGGUGGGGAUGGAACAGGCGUGGUUUUCAGAAAAUACCCUGCCCCUCGACCAAUCAGAAAAGCUGUUGCUCAUCCCACUAUGCCCGAUGGAGAGGACCAGAUUACAACCAAGGAGUGGUUGAGACUCUACAGCUUAUCUAAACUGAAGCUUGAUUUGACAAAACUCGUGUCAGGUCCCGACUGCAAGCACGUCGAGCAGAAGGUCAAAACACUCAACAAACAAGUGUCUGCCAAGUACUGUGACAUUUUCCCGAGCAUCAAUAUUAAGGGUACGGUGAAGCACCUGCAGCUGAUGCCUCAUGAGCUCGAGGAUUACGAAAAACAGGUGGAGAAAGUCCUAAAACGCUACCUGCGACGUCUCCAGUGGCUGCUUAGUGGUAGCCGCCGUGUGUUUGGCACAGUUGUUCACAAGAAGUGUGCCAUUCUUAUUGACACAUCUGGUUCCAUGGUUCCUUACAUGGAGGAAUUGAAGAAAGAACUGGCCUCUCUCAUCUGGGAGCAACUCUAUAGGCAGGGAUGCAGGUUCAACUUGAUUCGCUUUUCCGGCAACUGUGAAAAGUGGCAAGACAGGAUUCAACCGGCAACUCAAGAGAACUGCCAUGCAGCAAUCAAGUGGGCCUCUACUCUGAAAGCCAGUGGAAACACAUGUACACUGGAAGCUUUACAGCUUGCAUUUGAUGACCAAGAGAUAGACUCAGUGUAUUUGUUGACGGACGGGAAACCAGACACCAGUACAUCGCUUGUACUUCGAGAAGUUGCGGAAGACACCAAAAAUCUCAUUCCCAUCAACACCAUUUCGUUUAACUGCAAUGACAGUACUGCAAACAAUUUCUUGAAACUGUUGGCUGCUGAGACGUCUGGACGUUACCACCGCUGUCACAGUGACUUUGAUGCUCAGCUUUUCACACAUAAACUCCUUACAGAAGGGUUUGAUGAUUCAGAGUAUCCACAUCUUCCCGACCUAGAGGGUGAUGACCUACGCAGAAUGGGGCAAGAAGUCACACUGGCCAGGAAAUAUUUGCAACAGGCCAGACAAUACCGGGCUCUGUAUAAAUCAAAACAAACAACACAUACAGAAGAAUCUGAAACUACACAGAGCAAGCCAAUUUCCGUUGUUGGCAAACCAAGAGGUACAGCUCCAAACUAGUUGGUAGUCCAUAACUUUACAUUCUUGUGAUGAAGACAAGCUUGCAUUGACAGAGUUCUCAGUCCUUGAUUUCCUAUGCGGAUAAUAAGGCUCCUUUUCACUAAUCAAACAAAAUAUUUCCCCUUUUGUGGGUGAAGUUCACCAUAGAAAAACAUAUAAUAAAAAAUGAGUAUUUAAGUAAAAUAUUUUCUGUAUUAUUUUAAAUGUUGACUCCUCAGAAUGAUUUGUAAAUUUAAUAAAGUUUUUUUUUUUUUUAAAUAAUUUCAUUCAUAAGGCUGUAAAUCUUAACAAUUUCCUUGCAAGGGGAACACUUUGCAAACAUUUUCCCCAUUUUAGAGGGCACAGGAGUCUUCUUGUAGGUACAGAGACAUUUGUGGACUUCUGACAGACUUCCAUUUCAAGAUAAAAAAGAGAUAAGAAGAUGUUAUUGAAGGAAAGAAAGUAAAAUCUGCUUGGUUAUUCGAAUUAAAGAUGGAAGCAGAUAGAAAGCUGAAUGAAGAAAAAGAAAUCUUCAAGAUUGUAUAUUACUGUUGUUUCUUUCAAUUUUGCAAGGGUUUUGAUUUGGCUAAAAUACCAAGCAAUAUGAUUUUUUAGCAACAUUUCGUAUUUGUUGGAAGUAACGCAUAUCAAUAUUUCGCUAUUAUUCUUUAUAGGAAAUAAAAAAAAUUGUGGGAUUUGUGAUUGUUAUUUUUGGUUUUGAUUUUAUAAAUAGGUACCUUGCAAAUUGAAAGUAAUUAACAAUAUUCAUUGAUACCAGUUAUAUCUUCUGAUAGUCCUGACUAUAAAUGAAUUGUUAUGUUUGAUAUGGCUAUACAAACUCAUAUUUCAUAAGUAGAAUUUGAUAAAAGCAUUUUAUUUUGUAUUUUAAAAUCAUGGUGUUUGAAACGUACAGUAGACUUUUUAAGAUUUUUUUUGCUACUUAGCCUAGUCAUCACUUUGAAAGUAGGAUUAAUAUGUUUAUUGUUUUUGAUAAUUAUCAUAUAUUUUAUGCAGAUUUUUAAUUUAUAAUUGUCUGUGAUACACAUAACGUUAUUUGCUUAACAUUUUUUGCUUUGUAUAUACUAUUCCGUCCCAAGAAAACUGAUCUGUAUUGUAUAGGGUACAUUUCUGUUGCAUUUACAUAUUGUACAAGAUGCAAGAUGCAUAAAUAGUUAUUAUUGUAAUUUCUUUUAUAAAUCCAUUUAUAUGAAUUUGUGUUUUUUAAAAAGCCACAACUGCAUGUGUCAAGCAAAAGGAUACGCAGAUAGAGCUAAAUUUGAUCAGGUGAACCAAUGAAAAAAUGUUUCUUAGUCAUGUGGUACACAAAUAUACUGGCAUCAUCACCAUGAUUUUAGGUCUCACAAAUACAUAAUAUUUUAUAAUAAGGUCAUGCGAUAAACAAUAACAGUUGAACGAUAUUAAUAUAGGGAGGUAAAUAAUACCAGGCAGUAUAUGCGGAAGCCGCUUCCCAGGGAACCUCCACUAACAUUUUGAUUUUGGUCAGAAUUUAUUUGAUAAGUAGUUGUUUUAACCAACAACAAACUUAUGAACAAAUACAAACUUACACAAAAUGUUUAUACAUUUACAAUAACAUGGAUUGUUUUUAUGAUAUGAAUAUUUUGAAAUCUGAAUCAUUUAUGUAUUUAUUAUUUUGUCAAUGAAAUAGUAAUGUUAUAGAAUAAAUAUUGAAACAAACAAGAAAUAUGCUUUAACUUAACUUUGCCCUUGUUUUAUUCAUACUUACAUUCUUAAAUUAAAUUAAUGCUUGACUCGAAGCUGAUCUUGAGGUUAAAAUGAAUGUUUUAAAAACGGAAGAAACAAAAUGUAUCUUAAAACAAAAUGUAUCUUAAAAUGUAUCUUAAAGAUGGAAGAAACAAAAUGUAUCUUAAAACAAAAUGUAUCUUAAAAUGUAUCUUAAAGACGGAAGAAACAAAAAAGUCUAAUAAAGAUCUUCUUUUGUUGUUUUUUUAAAAUUAAAUUAUUGGUAUACAAUGAUAAACUCUUUCUUCGAGAUAGUUGGCUAUAUACAAGGUUAAUUCAUAUUCAAAUAGUGUUAAUAUUAUGUAAGGAAAGCCUUAUUUCUCAAAUGCUCAGGACUAAAAUUUCGUUUCUUAAACAAUUCUUUGUUUCUUAAAAAAACAUGUGAAAUACGUACAGAAAUUACCUUUUGAUACGGAUAAAGUUACCCUUGUUUCUCAAAAAAUGUCCUUCGAUAUACAAAUAUUCUCUAAGAACAUUCCAUUCUUAUUGUCCUAUGAAGUACUAAUGUAUACGAGGAACUUUCAACUUUAUUUUCCUUUGAUUUACAAUUUUCCUUUGACUUACAAUUGGUGCAACAGAAUCAUUCAAAGAGGAAAAUUUACUCGUAUGGUCUUCAGAUAUACUCAUUAUUGCCUGACAAAUUCUGUACCUAAUCAAGUCAUACUAUUUUUAGCUCGACUAUUCGAAGAAUAUGGAGAGCUAUACUACUCACCCAAGCGUCAGCAACGGCGUCGGCGUUGGCGUCACACCUUGGUUAAGGUUUUGCAUGCAAGCACACAUAGCUUAAUAUCUCAGCAACUACUUGAGGUAUUGCAUUGAGACUUUAUACAAUGGUACUCAACCAUCCAACCUACUUAAUUAACCAAGUAAGAUAACUCUAGUUUGCAUUUAAUGCAAAAAUAGACCUUUAUUAUUCGCUUUGAAAUUCUGGUUAAGGUUUUGCGUGUAAGCACACAUAGGUUAAUAUCUCAGCAACUACUUGAGGUAUUGCAUUGAGACUUAAUACAAUGGUACUCAACCAUCCAACCUACUUAAUUAACCAAGUUAGAUAACUCUAGUUUGCAUUUAAUGCAAAAAAUAGACCUUUACUUUUCGCUUUGAAAUUCUGGUUAAGGUUUUGCGUGUAAGCACACAUAGGUUAAUAUCUCAGCAACUACUUGAGGUAUUGCAUUGAGACUUGAUACAAUGGUACUCAACCAUCCAACCUACUUAAUUAACCAAGUUAGAUAACUCUUGUUUGCAGUAAAUUCAAAUAAUGGCCCCUUUUUUGACAUAGAAAUUCUGGGUAAGGUUUUGCAUGUAACCACUUUUAGGUCGAUACCUCAGCGAAUACAUCAUGUGUUGCAUUGAAACUUUACACACAGGCUCCAAACCAUUUAACCUUCUUCUUUAAUCAAGUAAGAUAACUCUAUCUUUCAUAUUAUAUAAUUUUUGCCACUUUAUUACGAGACUUAGAAAUUCUGGUUAAGGUCUUGCAUGUUAUCACACAUAGGAUAAUAUCACAGCAACUACUUGAUGUAUUGCGUUGAGAUUUUAUACAAUGGUAUUCAGCCACCCAACGUAAUUGAAUAACCAAGUUAGAUAACUGUAUUUUGCAAAUAAUGGCCCUUAUUAUUAGACUUCUGGUUAAAAUUUUGCAUGUAACCACAUUUUUGUUAAUAUCUCAGCACAUCAUGUAUUGCAUUGAAAUCUAAUCUAACAGUGAUCCAUGCAUGUUUCCCCAAAACUUUUUAAUCCUUACAUUGAAAAGCGACGGAAUAGUCGAGCGCGCUGUCUCCGUGACAGCUCUUGUUUUUCGUAGAUUCACAACAGCAUGUGAGGAAAUAUAUCCAUAAUAUACCAUGUUUCUUCAAUGUUUAUGUUUUAUAAUAAGUACGUAUAUGUUAGA
Messenger RNA from Mya arenaria, 7444 nucleotides. RefSeq names its product von Willebrand factor A domain-containing protein 3A-like. The record is from RefSeq and is a predicted model, not a curated record. The transcript is spliced from 32 exons. Bases 52 to 3816 code for a protein of 1254 amino acids. Lineage: Eukaryota; Metazoa; Mollusca; Bivalvia; Myida; Myidae.